Marchantia polymorpha subsp. ruderalis is the source of this 1982-nucleotide messenger RNA. The record is from the annotation of a GenBank genome assembly. NCBI's taxonomy places the organism in Eukaryota, Viridiplantae, Streptophyta, Marchantiopsida, Marchantiales, Marchantiaceae.
UCUCGGUCUGAGCUCGAUUUUGCAUUCUCGUGCUCGAGUGCUCUGGCGGGUCGAUUCUGCAGCAGAUGGUUCCAUUGCUGGGUUGGCGUCUGGUGUGAGGUGCUAUUCGUGCCAGGAGGCAGCUGGUCGCGUUGUCUCGAGGUUGCAGGUUCUGUUCUGGUCGGUGGUUUUGGUGGCGGAUGUGACUCCACCACGCGGAGAUGGAGAGGAGUCUGAAGGGCUUGCUGUAGUGGGGUGGAAAUUUGUGGACGGUUUGCGAGGUUUUUAUGAUAUGGAGGCUUCUUUGGUAGUUAGUCGUUUUUGGAAUCCUCGGGCGUCAGCCGGCCAGCAGCUCGGAUUGGCUUUGGCGUCGCCCAGCGUACCAGCGUGCAGAAAUGGAGUGAGGGCUUUUUCCAGUUUCCGCGGGCAGCAGCUUAGUAGACGGCCACUCAAACAUGUACUUUCAAAUAAAACUGAGAGAUUACCUGUGGGAGUAGCCAGAUCCCAUUCUCAUCAUCAUCAUCCUACACCAACUCCAGGGGUCCCACCAACAGGGGCUGAAGAUGGAGCAUUUUUGGAUGACAUGUCCCGCUUUGUUUACAAGAAGAUUAGCGCUGCCCUUCAGCCCUACCUUCCCAAGGAUAUUGAUUAUCUCGACUGGCUCCCCGAGGGUAUUCACAGCAAAUUGCACAACUCCGAGGCUGCGGCUAUACUUGUGCUGCGCGAGUUUUUUCAUUUUGGACUAUUCUAUUUCGUGUUCAUUCGAGUCGAUGGCUUCUGCAAGUGGUUACACUGGCUGUACAAUAUCAAUGUGAGGAAAGGAAAGAAUUUGACAGAUGAGGCCUAUCAAACCUCCAAUUUCAAUGUGAUGACUGGUCCCCUGCGACUUCUUGUGGUGGUUUGGGCCGGCACUCGACUUUUAAGUGUCUGCGCUCCGCUUCUGAGAAUUAAACUUGGAGUUGGAAUGAUCGCGAAGACAAGGGAAACCGCGAUAGUAGUAGCACUUACGUGGUUUUGUUUCAAAUGGAAGCAAAAAUAUGUGGAGCAUCUGACCACUGUAUACAAACUUGACGCUCCACGUAUUAUUGCUUUCGACAAGGUUGUAUCCCUACUUAUGUACUUCGUAGCUCUGUCCUGCAUCGGGGAGGUCAACGGAUUUGCUCUCCGGUCUCUUUUGGCUGUCGGAGGAUUUUCUGGAGUUGCAUUGGGUCUGGCAGCGAAGGAAAUUGUAAGCAACUUUUUUGGGGGUGCUUUACUCUUCAUCACGAGGCCUUUUGUAAUCGGAGAGCGAAUUAAGGCUGGAAAUACCGCUGGCUACGUGCAAGAUAUUGGAUUUCUGCAAACGAAGAUUCUGAGCACCGAAAGGGUUCCUAUGAUCGUACCAAACCAAAGCUUCAUCAAUCAGGUGAUUACCAAUUACUCCAGAGCAAACAACAAGUUGCUGGACGCAGCGUUUCCGAUUCGCAUCCAAGAUAUCUUUCACGUGGAUCGGAUCACCCAGCGCGUUGCAAGUUACUUGAAGGCAAAUCCAGAUGUUGAUACAAGCAAAUCCACUCCGGUGUGCUACUUGAAGUCUGUACAUGAGGGCGGAGUGCAAAUUGCCAUGACUUGCAUUGUUCGACCAACAGGAGGGUCGGAGUUCUACAGAGUCCAGCAAGUCAUUCUGAUGCGAGUGGCGGAGAUCAUUGUGAGCGAAGGUGCAUCUCUUGGAGCCAGUGGACAGUGGGCUCCUGAUAUUCCUCCAUGGGCUAUGUGCCCAGAGCCGACCCCUGGACUACUUGACGACACUCCAGUCACGUAAAUCAGCAGCAGCAGGGAAGGAGUUCAUGUAACUAUUUGCCUCGUACAAAGACGCUGUUUAGCUUUAAUAUACGACUGGCAAGGAGAAAUGCCUGUCAUGCGAUUGUGAGCAGUCAGAUCGAUCAUCUUUUCUAUCACUUGCAGUGAGCCAUUGUACAAUACUUCCGAGCAAUAAAUCAUGACACGACUUAAGCUGUGUUCGU